AUGACCCUGAGGUUUCUUCACCCCUCCGACAGAGGUCACAUUCUCAUCGGCGGCUUCUCCAAUCCUUGCUGUUCCAACCCUUGUCAAAACCGAGGGGAGUGUCUGACUGUUGGAUUUGACCGGUAUAAGUGCGACUGCACUCGGACGGGCUUCUAUGGUGAAAACUGCACCACGCCUGAAUUUCUAACAAGAAUUAAAUUACUGCUGAAGCCCACUCCAAAUACAGUGCACUACAUACUUACCCACUUCAAGGGCGUCUGGAACAUCGUCAACAACAUUCCCUUCCUGCGAAAUUCAAUCAUGAAAUAUGUGCUGACAUCCAGGUCACAUUUGAUUGACAGUCCACCGACUUACAACGCAGAUUAUAGCUACAAAAGCUGGGAAGCCUUCUCUAACCUCUCCUACUACACCCGAGCACUUCCUCCUGUGCCCGACGACUGCCCCACUCCCAUGGGUGUGAAGGGGAAGAAGGAGCUUCCCGAUUCAAAUGAGAUUCUGGAAAAAGUUCUUCUAAGAAGGAAGUUCAUCCCUGACCCGCAAGGCACAAACAUGAUGUUCGCUUUCUUCGCCCAGCAUUUCACCCAUCAGUUUUUCAAGUCUGAUCAAAAACGAGGACCGGCUUUCACCACAGGCCUGGCCCAUGGGGUGGACUUAAGUCAUGUUUAUGGUGAAGCUCUGGAUAGACAGCAUAAACUGCGCCUUUUCAAGGACGGAAAAAUGAAAUAUCAGAUAAUUGAUGGGGAGAUGUACCCUCCCACCACCAAAGACACCCAAGUAGAGAUGAUCUACCCAGCCCAUGUCCCCGAGCAUGCGCGCUUCGCGGUGGGCCAGGAGGUCUUUGGCCUCGUGCCCGGUCUGAUGAUGUAUGCCACCAUCUGGCUGCGGGAACACAACAGAGUGUGUGACGUGCUUAAGCAGGAACAUCCGGAGUGGGAUGAUGAGCGCUUAUUCCAGACAAGCAGGCUCAUACUGAUAGGAGAAACUAUUAAGAUCGUGAUUGAAGACUAUGUGCAGCACUUGAGCGGAUAUCACUUCAAGCUGAAGUUUGACCCAGAGCUGCUCUUCAGCCAGCAGUUCCAGUACCAGAACCGCAUUGCGUCCGAGUUCAACACGCUCUAUCACUGGCAUCCCCUUCUGCCCGACACCUUCCAAAUUGAUGACCAAGAGUAUGACUUUCAGCAAUUUCUCUUCAACAACUCUAUAUUAUUGGAACAUGGACUUACCCAGUUUGUGGAAUCAUUCACCAAGCAAAUUGCUGGCAGGGUCGCUGGUGGUAGGAAUGUUCCACUUGCAGUACAAAAGGUGGCAAAGGCUUCAAUUGAGCACAGCAGAAAAAUGAAAUACCAGUCUCUGAAUGAGUACCGCAAACGCUUCAACAUGCAGCCCUACUCAUCAUUUGAAGAACUUACUGGAGAGAAGGAAAUGGCUGGCGAGUUGGAAGCCCUGUACGGUGACAUUGAUGCUGUGGAGCUGUAUCCUGCCCUUCUGGUGGAAAAGCCUCGACCAGAUGCUAUCUUUGGUGAGACGAUGGUAGAGAUGGGAGCACCAUUCUCCUUGAAAGGACUCCUGGGUAACCCUAUAUGCUCGCCACAGUACUGGAAACCAAGUACUUUUGGAGGAGAAGUGGGUUUUGAGAUCAUCAACACAGCCUCCAUUCAGUCCCUGAUCUGCAGAAAUGUGAAGGGCUGUCCUUUCACGUCCUUCAAUGUUCCAGACCCGCAACUUGCCAAAACAGUCACCAUUAACGCGAGUGCCUCCCACUCCAAACUGGAUGACCUCAACCCCACUGUACUACUAAAAGGACGUUCAACAGAGCUGUAGGAAUCAGUCAAGCAUAUUUAUUUAUUUAUAAGAAUCAUUUUCUUUAACUUAUUUAAUAUUUAUAUGAAGUGCCUUAUGUUACUUUAACAUCUUGUGUAACAGAAGGCAGUAUACUUGCUGCAUUGAAAAGUGUCAUAUUUGUGAAAAUUCCUGUGAUAUUACUUUCAAGGUGUAUUUAUUUCAAGUUCAAGUAGGCCGUAGUAUUUAGUCUCUUGUAUAAACCGAUGGGAAAUGAGUGUUGACAUCUUUUUACUUGAAUUUCAAUUUAUAUUAUAUUGUAAUAGAAUCAAAGCAAAGAUGUUUGAACACUUUAAUGCUGUUACAUAAUAGCAAAAUGCUGCACAUUUCUACACUGUCAUCAUGUCCAGUGCAUCAGAAACAAAUAAGGUCAAGGAAUUUUAAAUGCUGGACAUUUAAUUGCAAUGAAUGUUUGAAGCAUAGGCUGCCUGUAGUUUUAUAUUUUUUUAAAUAGACUUGAAACAGUAAUUGGAAGUUUUCAGACUAUUGUAUGUAAAGAGAUUCCAGAGUUCAUGUGACUAAUAAGAAAAUCUGUAAAAGCAAAAGAUCCUUCUCUGAAAACAAAGAAGAAACCAAAUUAAAGUUUUUUUUUUUUUUUUUUUUUUUUUUGGUGGAACUGGGCAUUGAACUCAGGCCCAUGUGCUUGUCAGGCAAGCGCUUAUUCUACUGAGCUAUCUCCUGGGUCCUUAAAGUUCAAAUAUGGAUUUAAACACUUGAAGGAGACUCUACUAUAUCCUUGUAUUCUCCAGCCCUGGCACCUGGCAGAUUUUGCUGUGAAGUUAAUGAAUUGCCAGGCAUAAUGGCACAUGCCUGACAUCCCAGCAUUUGGGAGACUUUGGCAGGAGGAUUGCCAUGAG
This is a messenger RNA of Octodon degus (degu), 2696 nucleotides long. RefSeq names its product prostaglandin-endoperoxide synthase 2 (gene Ptgs2). Bases 1 to 1821 code for a protein of 606 amino acids. The record is from RefSeq and is a predicted model, not a curated record. Gene Ontology annotation, biological process: cyclooxygenase pathway; response to oxidative stress. NCBI's taxonomy places the organism in Eukaryota, Metazoa, Chordata, Mammalia, Rodentia, Octodontidae. Gene Ontology annotation, molecular function: oxidoreductase activity, acting on single donors with incorporation of molecular oxygen, incorporation of two atoms of oxygen; peroxidase activity; heme binding. Gene Ontology annotation, cellular component: cytoplasm; neuron projection. The transcript has 10 exons.